GAUCAUACAGGAAGCAAAACAUUACACCAGCGGAAAUUUGACCUGUUGGGAUCCAGGAAGCUCUAUGCGGCUCGAGUCUUAUACCUAAAUCUUAGAGCUCAGCGCUACCGGAGAUGGGCCAUGUGGUUAUUGAAAUCGUUAUGGAUCCGGCCUCUCCUAAGCCUUCAAUGUACCAGGGGCGCUCAAGCUGGCCUCGGGUUUUGUAGCUGGAAGCGCCAGCGGAAGCAAUUGCUACAUCCACUGAUGGCUAAUCGCAGCCUCUGCAUGGCCGGCUGCUCCCAGGACGCCUCAUAUAAACACCUCAUUAAUGAAGGAGAGAAAAAGACAGUUAUCUGCAUUGAGGGGAAUAUUGCAAGUGGAAAAACAACAUGCCUGGAUUAUUUUGCCAAAACUACCAGCAUUGAGGUUUUGACGGAACCUGUGCCUAAGUGGAGGAAUGUACGUGGUCACAAUCUUCUAGGCUUAAUGUAUCAAGAUUCAUCACGGUGGGGGAUAACGUUGCAGACAUACAUACAGCUUACCAUGUUGGAUCAGCAUACCAGGCCAAUGAUUUCCCCGCUAAGAAUGAUGGAGAGGUCAAUUCACAGUGCAAAACACAUUUUUGUAGAAAACUUAUAUCGAAGUGGGAGAAUGCCAGAAGUGGAUUACGUAGUGCUAACUGAAUGGUUUGAAUGGAUCACGAAGAACACUGAUGUUUCAGUUGAUUUGAUAGUUUAUCUACAGACUUCUCCUGAAACUUGUUAUGAGAGAUUAAAGAACAGAUGCAGAGAAGAGGAAAAGAUCAUUGCUAUGGAAUAUUUAGAAGCUAUCCAUCAGCUCUAUGAGGAGUGGCUUAUUAAACAAACACUGUUUAAAGUUCCUUCUCCAGUGCUUGUGAUUCCAGCUGAUAAUGACAUGCAGAAAAUGAUAGAAAAGUAUGAAGAAAAUCGGGACCGAAUAUUAACCCCGUACAAUAUACAACACUGUCUGUAGAAAUCCAGUUUUAUGGUCAUGCUUUAAAAAACAUGUCCAUCAGGGGAAUUCUGAUCAACAUUCCCAACCCUUUUUAUGAUGUGGUCUCUUGGUUGAGAUUUUGUCUUGUAAAGUGUCAAUGACUUUAGCUAGGAAAAGGCCACAAACAGGCCAUAUCCUGUUUACCUUCAGCGUCUUGCACUUUUAAGUUCCAGUGCAGCUUUACUGAUCUCAGACUACCUGACAGGAAGCUGCUGUAUCUCAUUUCCCUACUUCACUUCUGCAUUGUAUAAAUACCUUUCUGAUAUUGCAUUUUCUCAUGAUAAUGUGCUUUCAUUCACUCCAAAUAGCCCCAUAUAUGUCCUCUCAUGUAAUUCGAAGGCUGUGAAUAAGUCAAGCUUAUGUAGUCAGUAAGUGAGCAAAUUCAAUCCAAUUUUGUAACAAUUUUCAAUGAAAUAACUAAUUAUGCUACUGUUCUCAACCACCAUUUUCACAAAAUAUCAUUAAUUGCACUUAAAAUAGGAAAACUAAACAGUUCAUUUCUUAAUUAUGGACCUGAUUCUAAUCUCACUUGCACCAAUGUAACUUCAUUGGCUUUAUUGAAGUCAUUUCUGAUUUAAAUGAGAUCAGAAUCAAGCCCCAAUCCUGCAAAUACUUAUGCAUCUGAAUAGUCCUAUUGAAUUAAAUGGAACAACUCAGGUACAUAAAGUUACCCAGGCUUUAUAAGAAUUUGGGGUCUAAGGCUCUCUGGCCCAGAUUUUCAGAAGAGUUCAGCAUCUAGCCCCUCUCAAUGAAAUUCUCUUUUGAAAAUCUGUCCCUAAAACUUUUUCUAUCAUGUGCCAGAAUUUUACUUAUUAUGCAUCGAAAUUGGGUAAUAAUUCUGAUACUGAUUAUUUGAUAUCUUAAACUUUUUAUUAUGUUCUAAUAGAUGUUUGCCUCCUGUGUAAGUUUUUUAAGAACAUGUGAGGGGGCGGUACAUAGGGUCAUCUUGAUCACAGCUUCUCCUGGCUGCAGACAUCAAGAAGAGAGCAGAGAACAUCUAGUGAAAGUUAAAUUCUCACUUUAAUUCUUAAACUUCUCUGUGGUGUUUUUAUAGAUCACUUAUUAUUUACCCUCUCGAGUGCUGUCCUCAUGUUGGCACUUUUAACGGCGCAGUCUUAGGACUACUUGCACUUUAUUUUCUCUUUAAAUUGGAAGGGAUGAUUCUUUGUUUAUUCUAUAAAAGUUUGGGUUGUUUGAACUGGUGCCAGCAAAAUUAAAAAUGCUUCCAGGAACACCUCUGCUUAAAACAACAUAGCAAAAAAAGCAUUUACUUCACUGGGCAUGUGUCAUAACUGUAUAGUCUUAAAACUAGUUCAGUGUUUAGCUCAGCUAAGAUGUUUUCAUAAAUUUAAAUAUGCAGUGAUCAGUGUCUAUAAUGUGUUAGAAACACAGAGGAUAGUAACUUUCAAAUACAGAAUUCUGUUGUGUACGUCA
Molecule: messenger RNA, 2427 nt
Organism: Emys orbicularis (European pond turtle)
Lineage: Eukaryota; Metazoa; Chordata; Testudines; Emydidae
Gene: TK2
Product: thymidine kinase 2
Exons: 10
Coding region: 121-972 (283 amino acids)
Biological process (GO): nucleobase-containing compound metabolic process
Cellular component (GO): cytoplasm
Molecular function (GO): deoxynucleoside kinase activity; ATP binding
Source: RefSeq, a predicted model, not a curated record